UGCGGUCUCAGAACCUCUGGUUCAAAAACGAAACGCAAAGCCCUUCGUCGGUCGUCCUUCCUCGCAGGAACCCUUUGUCGGCUUUCCAAUUCCGUUCUCUCACUUUUGCUUACUUCGUCAAUCUCGAAGGUUUGCCGGACGGAUUGAGAUUUUCAGACAUGGAAAACUCAGAUGGGAAGAAUGCAGAUUCAACCCAAUGCGUGCGAGUUGCAGUUAAUGUUCGGCCUCUGAUUACAUCGGAGCUUCUACUUGGUUGCACAGAUUGCAUUUCUGUUGUUCCUGGUGAACCUCAGGUGCAAAUUGGAUCUCACGCAUUUACCUAUGAUUAUGUUUAUCAUGGUUCGAAGUCGCCUUCUACAGUAUAUGAUGAUUGUGUGGCUCCGCUGGUUGAUGCACUAUUCCAUGGCUAUAACGCCACAGUUCUUGCAUAUGGCCAGACGGGAUCGGGGAAAACAUACACAAUGGGCACCAAUUAUACUGGGGAAGGAAGUAAUGGCGGGAUUAUACCCAAGGUCAUGGAAAAUAUAUUCAAGAGAGUUGAGGCCGUGCAAGCCUCAACAGAAUUUUUGAUUCGAGUAUCAUUUAUAGAGAUAUUUAAAGAAGAGGUUUUUGAUUUGCUUGAUCCAAAUUCUUCAAGAGGGGAAGCUGCAUCUAUUGCAAAGCCUGCUGUGCCGACCAGAGUUCCCAUACAAAUAAGAGAAACAGUGAAUGGAGGAAUAACACUUGCUGGUGUGACUGAGGCUGAAGUUAAGACAAAGGAAGAAAUGGCUUCCUAUCUGUCCCGCGGUUCAUUAUCCCGCGCCACUGGUAGUACCAAUAUGAACAGCCAAUCAAGUCGUUCACAUGCUAUAUUCACAAUAACAAUGGAGCAGAAGAAUGGCAAUGAUAUCUUAUGUGCGAAACUUCAUCUAGUGGACCUUGCUGGGUCUGAACGUGCCAAAAGAACUGGUGCUGAUGGCAUGCGCUUGAAGGAAGGCAUUCAUAUCAACAAGGGUUUAUUGGCUCUUGGGAAUGUAAUAAGUGCCUUGGGGGACGAAAAGAAGCGGAAAGAAGGUGGUCAUGUGCCAUAUCGUGAUAGCAAAUUAACUCGCCUAUUGCAGGAUUCUCUCGGAGGAAAUAGCAAAACGGUGAUGAUAGCAUGUGUUAGUCCUGCUGAUACUAAUGCCGAGGAGACAUUGAACACUUUAAAGUAUGCAAAUCGUGCUCGUAACAUUCAGAACAAGGCCAUUAUUAAUCGGGAUCCAGUGGCAGCUCAAGUUCAGGCAUUGCGGAAUCAAGUUGAACAAUUGCAAGCUGAACUUCUAUUUUACAGAGGUGACGCUAGUGGACCAUUUGAGGAACUUCAGAUUCUGAAGCAUAAAAUAUCUUUACUUGAAUCAAGCAACGCCGAGCUACAACGAGAAGUUCGAGAACGCAGAUUAGCUAGUGAGAGUUUGAUGAAGAGAGCUUUUGAUGCUCAGGUUGAAAAGGACCAGUUGAUCAUGAAAGUAGAAUCAAUUAGGAAUGGUAAAUCUUGGGAUGAGAUUGAGUCAAAUUCGACCCAGGAUUAUGACUUGGUGAAAUCUUAUGUAUCAAAAAUUCAAGAAUUAGAACGAGAAUUGUUGCGCUUAAAGAGUUUGAACAAUAAAAAAUCAAGCCGUUAUGUUGAUUGGAUUGAUGAAGAUGAUGAUGGAUUCAGAUCAAAGAAUGCAGUAUUUGCCUGUGGUGGUGGGUAUUCACCUGAUUGCGAUGCCAAAGCUGUGGACAUAUUAGAUGAUGACACGGAAGAUGAUGCAAAGGAGCUGGAGCACUCCUCCCUUCAACAAAAGUUGGAUAUGGAGCUCAAAGAAUUGGACAAGAAACUUGAGCAGAAGGAGGCUGAAAUGAAGCGGUUUAAUAGUCCUGAUACUGCAGUUCUUAGACAUCAUUAUGAAAAGAAACUUUUGGAGUUAGAGCACGAGAAGAAAGUGCUGCAGAAAGAAAUUGAGGAUCUCAAGUGUAACCUCUCAAAUAUUCCAUCAUCUCCUGAUGAUGGUGCUCAAAAGUUGAAGGAGGAAUAUCUUCAAAAGUUGAAUGCUCUUGAAGCACAGGUCGCUGAGCUGAAAAAGAAACAAGAUGCUCAAGCUCAACUCUUGAAACAAAAACAAAAAAGUGACGAGGCAUCAAGACGUCUUCAGGAUGAGAUCCAGAGAAUAAAAUCCCAGAAGGUACAUCUGCAGCAAAAGAUUAAGCAAGAAUCUGAGCAAUUUAGGCUAUGGAAAGCUUCACGUGAAAAGGAGGUUCUCCAGCUUAAGAAAGAAGGGAGGAGGACUGAAUAUGAGAUGCACAAGCUGUUAGCAUUGAAUCAGAGACAAAAGAUGGUAUUGCAAAGGAAGACAGAAGAAGCUUCCAUGGCUACAAAAAGGCUAAAAGAACUGUUGGAGUCUCGAAAGGCUUCAUCACGUGAAAAUACUGGUACUGGAGGUGCAAAUGGCCCUGGAGUUCAGGCUUUAAUGCAGUUAAUCGAGCAUGAGCUUGAAGUCACUGUUCGAGUGCAUGAAGUCCGUGCAGAAUAUGAGCGUCAAAUGGAGGAGAGGGCUAGUAUGGCCAAGGAGAUCAGUAGGUUAAAGGAAGAAAAUGAUAUCCUGAAACAAAACGAUACGAGUGAUUGCAUAUCAAUGUCUCCGGGUGCAAGAAAAUCAAGGAUUUUUGCUCUUGAAAACAUGCUUGCUGCUACUUCUACAACUCUGGUGUCUAUGGCAUCUCAGUUAUCGGAGGCAGAAGAGCGUGAACGUGUUUUUGGUGGUAAAGGACGUUGGAACCAAGUCCGGUCGCUCGUUGAUGCCAAGAAUUUGAUGAAUUAUUUGUUCAAUGUAGCAUCUUCCUCCAGGUGUUUAUUGCGAGAUAAAGAAGUUUCCUGUAGAGAGAAGGACAUGGAAAUACGAGAUCUGAAAGAGAAGGUCGUUAGUCUAAGCUGUUCACUCCGUCAGAUGGAAAUGCAGAAAGCUGAACUUCUUCAUCAGGUGAAGUUACAGGGUGUAGCUUUGAAGCAAUACUCAGAAUCUGGAGGGAAUACAGGAUUUUCUAACAAUGUUGGCGGACAUAAGUAUGACCUACGCAAACCGGAAAAUCGUCGGUCUACUAUUUUACUUGAAGACAUGGAUUUAUGCGACAUGGAUUCAGACGAAUAUGAUGUGGGUGUGGAUGAAACAGAUGAUGAGUGGGUUGCGUCAGGAAAAUUAAGGGUCAAGAAGAGGAAUUCCAAAAGUGGACGGUCAAGCUGGGAGAAUAGCCAGCCAAGUUAUGAAACUCCAAAUGUCCACGACAAUUUUGUCUCGGGAGAAGCAUAUAUUUGCUGCACCUGUUCGAAACUUUCAUCUUGUAAGACAUCAAAAUGCCAGUGCAGAUCAAAGGGCAACAGUUGUGGAAGAUCUUGCGGUUGUAUAGAAACAAAAUGUGCGAACAGAGGAUUAAUCUUGAAUAAGGAGCCAGCUCAACCAGAAAUUGUUGAAGGUACUGGUAAUGGUUUUAAUAGUGAUGAACCAGACAGUGACCUUGCCAGUCAGGGUGCAGAGUUACUUCAAAGUGCACUAGCCAAAAAGUCUACAGAGACAAAUAGUGAUCAUGGGCCCAGAAAGCCUCUCGCUGACAUAGGAAAUACGGAGAAAUCCCAUGGGCCGAGGCCUAAUCAGAGGAAGAAAUGGCGCAAGUCUACAAUACUUCUUGUUUCAGAUCCACCACCUCAUCCACAGCCUGAGAAUCCUGAAGCCACCGGAAAACAAAACAAUAGCAAUAGCGAGGCAAAUGAUUCUGUGAACUCACGUCCAAAUAUCCCAUUAUCUAGACCAGAAAAUGCUGCCGUUGCUCCUAGAGCCGAGGGCGGUUUUACAGAGGCGGACAUAACUUUGAAAAUUCCACGGGCCAUGCGAAAGGCUGCGCCGUCAAAUGGCGGCGCCAUAUUGUGGGACAGGAAUGCUGGUAAGCCAGAGGAGUCUGUCGCAACAAAGAAAGAGUCCGAUGCUAUUGACACGAGAAGUCCGAUCCGGCCCAGACGAACAUCGGAGAAAGAGAACCAUGGACGUUAAUUUUUAAUUACAUUUCUUGCGCGCUGUUAACCAUGUUUAUACCAAAAGCAUACAAUUUAUGACCAAUCUGUUUGAAGUGUGUCCGUGGCCUUAGGUGACCAGGAUGCAUGUUAUUCUUCACGAGUAGAUGAAUUGCUCAGUUUUCUUCGAUUUGUAGGCAACUUUCUUUUUCAAAAGCUGUAUUUCGCGGUAGAACUCCACCUAUAGAUAUCAAUUUUAAAUAAUUAAUUUAAUUUAAUAUUGGACUUUUAA
Prosopis cineraria is the source of this 4295-nucleotide messenger RNA. Its product is annotated as kinesin-like protein KIN-4C. NCBI's taxonomy places the organism in Eukaryota, Viridiplantae, Streptophyta, Magnoliopsida, Fabales, Fabaceae. The record is from RefSeq and is a predicted model, not a curated record. The transcript is spliced from 28 exons. Gene Ontology annotation, biological process: mitotic spindle organization; microtubule-based movement. The coding region runs from base 159 to 4043 and encodes 1294 amino acids. Gene Ontology annotation, molecular function: microtubule binding; microtubule motor activity; ATP binding.